GGGAACGACUCUCGAGAAAUGACAAACAUUUAGCUGAUUUUACAGAUAUGCAUGUGUAUUUGUUGUAACAAGAUGCCAUGCAAUUUACGGCAAUCGCUGAUGAAAAUGCCGUUCAGAGGGACAACGAGCAUAGAUUGGAUUCAGAUGACGGUCAGAAUUAUUGCCUAAUAGUUGUAAGCUCAGGGGACAAUAUUAAACAAAGCGGUGAUGCACAUUCGGAUGAUAAAGACAUAACUGAAUUACCCAAUUGCGGGGUAGAUUCCGUAAUUGAUUCCAAGAGUAACAAGACAGAAGCUCUAUCCGAAACUUGUGAACCAGAUUGUGAUUGUACAAACACUGUUACCACUGAAGAACACGAUGAGACUUAUUUCCAUUCUCCUUCAUCAAUUACGAGCGUGGCAUCCUCCACUAGUACACUAUCAAAUGGUAAUAUCUGUCGAAUAUGCUUGAGUAAUGAUCACGAAACGCCUAUGGUAUCCCCCUGUAACUGCAACGGAACUGUUAAAUUCUGUCACCAAGAAUGCCUUCUCGAAUGGCUCUCUAUCAAAAGAUCUAAAGAAUGUGAACUUUGUGGAACAAAAUUUAGAGUGUGGAACUCCGGCUAUAAACAAUUUCGACAAUGGGUUUGCCCACCUUUAUCAGGUGUUGACAAAACUCAUUUAGCUCUUUUUCUUGUCUGCGUGCUUACUCUGUUUAUUUCCCUCGGCUGGAUACUGUGGAAUGUCAGCAACAAAUCUGGGAGUGUUUAUCACUCACGAAUACGCACUGCAGCAAUUAUUACAUAUUCAAUAUACGGACCGUUGGAUAUUAUAAGUCUCGUCCUUAUUAUUUUGGAAAUCAAAUACACAAUUCUCCCCAUUUUUGAUGCCUUUAGAACUUUAAAUAGUAUUAUGAUUAUUAAGAACCAUACCAGAUUCUCAGAAGAAAAUAUAAGUAUCAAUAAAGAUGGCGCGUGGAUUGAUACUGAGCAAUUUACAAUAUGUGAAAGUGAAGUGCUGGCCUGAGAAUCGCCAAAUGAACAUUCUACAUUUAUAACUUACUUAUUAUGAUUUUAAAUCAGCUAGUUCUAUGAAUACUAAAUAAAUACAGCAAGAGAUCUUAUUUGAUUGUUCUAUGUGACAAUGAAUAUCAUAUGGUUAAUAGACUAGAUGCGAGUAGAAAUGAUCUUGAUUUACGUCAUUAAAUAUUCAAAAUUCAGUCAAAGUGAUGUCAUAUUUGAAAUCUACAUGUAAAAAUACAUCUAAAAAUAAGGUUUCGAAAAUUGUUUAUCUACUUUGAAA
Molecule: messenger RNA, 1280 nt
Organism: Owenia fusiformis
Lineage: Eukaryota; Metazoa; Annelida; Polychaeta; Sabellida; Oweniidae
Source: the annotation of a GenBank genome assembly